Molecule: messenger RNA, 546 nt
Organism: Aureobasidium namibiae CBS 147.97
Lineage: Eukaryota; Fungi; Ascomycota; Dothideomycetes; Dothideales; Saccotheciaceae
Product: N-acetyltransferase GCN5
Exons: 1
Coding region: 1-546 (181 amino acids)
Molecular function (GO): acyltransferase activity, transferring groups other than amino-acyl groups
Source: RefSeq, a predicted model, not a curated record
AUGGCGGAAUCAAACCCCAACAGCUCAUCCAAACCCCAGCGUCUCUGUCUUCGCCCGCGACGCGAAUCCGACGCCGAAGCUUUGUUCCCAACAAUGUCGCACUCAGACUCCAUGCGCUACUGGUCCCGCGCACCCUUUACAUCUGUCGCAGAUCUACGCAAAGACUUUGCUUCCACAGAGUCACCUACUUGCACUUGGAAAAUCUGGGCCAUCACCAAACUCGACUCAGACACCGCCAUUGGUUUCGUAGCUGCGAGCUCAAAACGUAGGGGUGUUUCUGAAAUCGGUUAUCUUAUUGCUCGAGAAGAGCUAGGCAAGGGGUAUGGCAGGGAAGCUGUGGGAUUGUUGAUCAGCCAGUUGUUUGGCCAGGGACAACGGCGUGUCUUUGCUGAUGUAGAUCCUGACAAUCGGGGUUCUAUCAAGUUGCUUGAGACGUCAGGGUUCAAGUUGGAGGGACGUCUGCGUGCAGAGUGGGAAACACAUAUCGGGAUAAGGGACUCCUUGAUUUACGGUCUUUUGGCUGAUAAACCGACGGUCGCUCAAUGA